AUGAAGAGCUAUCGGCUCCUGCUCCUCUUCACCAUCUUCGCUGCUGUUCUUUUCAUCCAUCGCGAUCGUGUCGCAUAUGCUGGCUUCAAGUCAUGGAAUGCCUCCUCAAGCCUUAUGUUCGGUAGUCAUGUCGAUUGGAGUCAAAUUCCCAAGCAUCACACAGUCACGUCUAUGUAUGCUCUGCCCACCGGUCAGCCAAAGAAGCUGCCAAAAUUUCAGUACAGCUUCCCAACCGAGUCUUCGUCCGAGAAGUCAGUACGUGAGGAGAGACGAAUCGCCGUCCUUGAGGCAUUCAAACGAGCCUGGAGCUCGUACAGGGAUCAUGCCUGGAUGGCUGACGAACUGACCCCCAUCUCGGGUGACAAGAGAAACACUUUCGCCGGAUGGGCUGCCACUCUGGUUGAUGCAUUAGACACGCUAUGGAUCAUGGGUCUGAAAGCCGAGUUUAACGAAGCCGUGGCAGCAGCAGUCUCCAUCGAUUUCGCAUCCACAGCACAAGACGAAAUCAACGUGUUCGAAACAACAAUUCGCUAUAUGGGCGGCUUUUUGUCUGCAUACGACUUGAGUGCCGACGAAAGACUUUUGGUCAAAGCCAAGGAACUUGGUGAGAUGUUGCUCCACGCCUUCGACACUCCCAACCACAUGCCCAUCACUCGCUGGAGAGUCAUGGACGCUCGCAGAGGUGCUCCCCAGACCGCCGAUCCCGUCACGCUCGUAGCUGAGAUUGGCUCACUCGUCAUGGAGUUCACCCGACUUUCUCAGAUCACUAAAGACCCACGCUGGUUCGAUGCCACGCAUCGCGUGAUGAAACUCUUCGAAGAGCAACAGUCCAAGACAAACGUGCCUGGUAUGUGGCCCAUCCUUGUCAACGCCAAAGAUAUGGACCUUACUUGGCACGACACGUUCACACUUGGCGCGAUGUCGGAUUCUGCAUAUGAGUAUUUGCCCAAGAUGCACGCACUCCUUGGCGGAUUGGAACCGAUGUAUGAGAAGAUGUACCGUGAUGCCAUGCAGACCGCCAUCCGAUACACGCUCUGGCGACCCAUGACGCCUGAUAAAGCAGAUAUUUUGAUCGCAGGAACAGCUCACGUCGGUCAAGAUCACAAAGGUGGGCUUGACUUUCAAGGGCAGCAUCUUGUUUGCUUUGCUGGAGGCAUGUUAGCUUUAGGUGGAAAAUUAUUCGAUGACCAAACUCACCUCGACAUGGGCAGGAAAGUGACAGACGGCUGUAUCUGGACGUACAAAGCCAUGCCUCUAGGCAUCAUGCCUGAAGUCUUUCACAUGGUCGAGUGUCCUACUAACGAGCCUUGUGAGUGGGACGAGAAGGCCUGGCACAAAGAGGUUCUGAGAAGAAAGGGCGGCGAUGAUAGUGACAAGCUGGAUGUCCAGAAGGUCAUUGCCGAAGAACGUCUUCCACCUGGCUUCUCAAGUCUUGAUGACCGCAGAUACAUCUUGAGGCCCGAGGCAAUCGAGAGUGUUUUCAUCUUGUACCGUAUCACUGGUCGCAAAGAUCUGCAAGAGACUGCAUGGCAGAUGUUCAACGCCAUUCAGGAAAACACGAAGACUGCACUGGCCAAUGGUGCUCUUGCAGACGUCUCUCGAGAAGAUGGAAAGGUGACGGUCACAGACAGCAUGGAGAGUUUCUGGUUGGCAGAGACGCUCAAGUACUUCUACCUGAUUUUCAGCGAACCUGACGUGAUCAGUCUGGAUGACUACACCUUCAACACAGAAGCACAUCCAUUCAAGAUCCCUAAGUAA
Aureobasidium musti is the source of this 1758-nucleotide messenger RNA. Lineage: Eukaryota; Fungi; Ascomycota; Dothideomycetes; Dothideales; Saccotheciaceae. The record is from the annotation of a GenBank genome assembly.